AUGGAUAUGAUGGAAGUUCUUUUCAGAAGCAUUACAUCAACCAGGAUUCUGGGUUUCUUAAAUGACAUAUUUGAUGUCUUGCGGUAUUGGAAAUCCCAUAAGUAUCUUCAGCCAAAUCGCUGGCUCCAAAGUUGGUUGAGAAGGGAAAUCCAAGCUCUGAUGCAGGAGGAAGAUGUUGAUAUCAUUAUGCACCACAUACAUGGGCUGAUUCAUUCAUCCCUGACUAGGCACGAACAAAAGGGUCAAACAAAAACACCUGAAGCCAAACAAAGAGAAUUUCAGGAAUCAAUCUCUGAUGCAGCAAGGCCUUUCCUAGCAGCAAGAACUGAUCGGUUUGUAAAUGAGGUGGAGCUAUUUCUUGCUUCGGGUUUGAACAUUGAAGCAUACGAUGCUGUGUGCAUGCAACGCUUAGGUUGGAGUGCUCCAGGAGUAACUACGGAGCCUACAGAAGGAGAACUUGCCGAACACAGACCUGCGAUCCCUUACUUGUAUAUUUUUUAUGACUCCGACUGUAGUGAUUGA
Messenger RNA from Prunus armeniaca (apricot), 522 nucleotides. The record is from the annotation of a GenBank genome assembly. Lineage: Eukaryota; Viridiplantae; Streptophyta; Magnoliopsida; Rosales; Rosaceae.